AUGGAUUUUGAUUUACGGUAUCUGAAAGACGCACUGAAACGUGCAGAAUUUUUGGAAGAGUCUGGUUACCAAUCAGUUUUGGAAAGAUCGCAGCACAGCCAAUAUGGUACCGGUUGGAUUAUUAACGACAAUAUUUCUGAAGCCGAUAGCAAAGAUUUUGACGACAACUGGGGUAUGUUUUUUGCGUGUGCAGUUUACAGUCUUAUCUAG
Messenger RNA from Enterobius vermicularis (human pinworm), 210 nucleotides. The record is from the annotation of a GenBank genome assembly. NCBI's taxonomy places the organism in Eukaryota, Metazoa, Nematoda, Chromadorea, Rhabditida, Oxyuridae.